Messenger RNA from Drosophila grimshawi, 3059 nucleotides. RefSeq names its product beta-mannosidase. Gene Ontology annotation, biological process: glycoprotein catabolic process. The transcript is spliced from 9 exons. The coding region runs from base 223 to 2964 and encodes 913 amino acids. NCBI's taxonomy places the organism in Eukaryota, Metazoa, Arthropoda, Insecta, Diptera, Drosophilidae. Gene Ontology annotation, molecular function: beta-mannosidase activity. The record is from RefSeq and is a predicted model, not a curated record.
AUUAGUUACCCUUCGCGGUGGCGGUCGCGUUCAUUGCUGCGUUUCGGUGGGCAACGCGACGGAACAGUUCGUAUUUAUAUAUGUAAACAACAAAUUGGUGCUCGAGUUGGCGGCUCUAAGUAUCUGUUAUUUUUUUUGUUUAGAACCCGAAAGAAGUUUGUUGAAAUAAUUUAUGACAAAUAAAUUGGCAGUAUUUGCAAAAAAAAAAAAUAAAAAACAAAUAUGCGUUGUUUGCUGAGUCGUAAAGUUUACGGUGGCACCAGCUGUGGACUGUUGGGACUGCUGCUCUGCUUUCAUGUGGUGCCGGGGGUCAAAGGCGACGCUGUGCAAGUCAUUGAGCUGGGCCAUAAUUGGAGUAUAUCUAAUCAGAAUGGCUCCAUGACUAUUGCGGAUCAGACGCUGCCCUCGGGCAUAUACAGUGCCUUCUAUCCCAAUCAACUGCUGGAUGCCUACAAUGAUGUGAGACUCCGCUGGUUGGCCUACGACAAUUGGACAUACACGAAUAACUUCAAGUUCGAUGUGGAUCACUAUAAGCGUGUGCGCAGUUUUAAUUUGACCUUCCAUGGCAUCGACACAAUAGCUGAGAUUAGGUUGAAUCGCCAGCUGUUGGGACGAACAGACAAUAUGUUUGUGCGCUACUCAUACGAUGUGAGCAAGUUGCUCCAGAACGAUAAUGUGCUGGAGGUGGAGAUAACAUCGCCAGUGUUGGUCGCAAGGGCCAAAGCCAAUGCAUUGGACCUAGCAGAACUAUAUGUGCCACCAGCAUGUCCACCCGAAAGUUAUCACGGUGAGUGCCACAUGAACAUGUUGCGAAAGAUGCAGGCAAGCUUUUCAUGGGACUGGGGACCGGCGGCGCCAUCGAUGGGUAUCUGGAAGAGCGUUCAGCUCGAGAUGUACGAAGUGGCACUGCUACGUGAUGUGGAUGUGGACAUUAGUAGCAACGACACACACUGGAACAUGCACAUAAGCUGCUACAUGGACACCAUGAGUAGAGAGAAUUUCUAUGCCGAAUUGGUAUUCUAUGCCGUUGAGCUGCUCAAAGAGACAGUCGUCAUAGACACAUACACCUCAAAGCCCAUCAGCUAUUUGACGCCGGUAAUUGUAUUUGAUCAGGCUGUCCCAAUUGAUGAAGUCAAAACCUGGUGGCCAAAUGGCUUUGGCGACCAGAAGCUAUAUCCGCUGCACUUUACGCUGAACGCCUGGCUGGGCGCUUCUGGGCCCGAGCUGCGUGCCAAAACCAAAUCACAGAAGUCUGUGCGUGUUGGCUUUCGCACACUGGAGCUAGUAGAGCGCCCGGCACCAGAUGGUCAGGGCAACACAUUCCUCUUUCGGGUGAACGGACUCGAGAUGUUCAUGAAAGGCAGCAACUAUAUUCCAUCCCAUAUACUGCCAGAGCAACAAACUUUCGAAGGCAUUGCCUACAUACUGGAAUCUGCCAGGGAGGCGCAUAUGAAUAUGAUACGAGUGUGGGGUGGUGGUAUUUAUGAAUCAGACUACUUUUACGAUCUGGCUGAUACUCUAGGCAUAUUCAUCUGGCAGGAUAUGAUGUUCGCAUGCGCCAUGUAUCCAACCACACCCGAUUUUCUCGCCUCAGUCAGCGAAGAGGUGCGACAGAAUGCCAAGCGAUUGUCCCAUCAUGCCAGUGUUGCCAUUUUUGCUGGCAACAAUGAGAAUGAAGCAGCACUGGUGCAGAACUGGUAUCAUACAUUCGGUGAUCUGGAUCGCUUCAAGGCCGAAUACCGGGAGCUCUACCUGGGCAAUGUCAUCCAUGAGCUGAAGAUUGUGUCGCACAGAUCACGGCCUGAACCGUUGGUUUCCUCGCCAUCGAAUGGCAAGGCGGGAGAGCGGUACAACUAUAUAUCGGAAAAUCCACAGGAAACCAGCAAUGGCGAUGUGCACUUUUAUGACUACUUUAAGGAUGCGUGGAAUGCGGAUAUUUAUCCACGACCACGUUUCGCCAGUGAGUACGGACUACAAUCACUGCCAGGUGCCUUUGCCUGGUCGCGCCUUAAGGCGGAUGAUUAUCCACUGGCCGAACUGAUGAGCCAUCGCCAACACCAUCCGCUUGCUAUGGUACCAAUCACCACCCAGGUGCAUCGACAUUUGCCUCUGCCGCUGCCCGAGGACGAGAACUACAACGAGGCGCUAAUCUAUUUCAGUCAGAUAUCCCAAGCCAUGGCCACCAAAGUGGAGACUGAACUGUAUCGCAGUCUUCGCGAUACGGAUCACAAUACGAUGGGUGCCCUUUACUGGCAGCUGAACGAUGUCUGGAUAGCGCCAUCAUGGUCCGGCAUCGAUUUCUACGGCAAUUGGAAGCUCCUGCACUAUUGGGCACGCGAUUUCCUUGCUCCGAUUGCCAUAGUUGCGCUCGAGGACACCACCAAAAAAGCACUUAAUAUAUCGCUCAUUUGCGAUAGCCAAAAGCCAAGCGUCGAUACUGCCAAUCUAAAUGUGGUGGCCAACAUUCAUCUGUGGUCGCAGUUAUUGCCACGACAAUCCCAGAACUGGUCGGUCACCCUGCGCCCCAAUGGUGUGCAAUAUGAUAAGGUUAUACCAAUCAAGGAUCUGCUGAAAGGUGAAUUCAAUGAGCACAAUGCUUACCUGGAGUUUCAAUUGCGUCGCGAUCAAACUGUACUUUCACGCACUUACUUCUUCCCCAGCAGCAUUGCGAGUGCUGUGGGCAUUUUGGAUCCGGAGCUGGAUUUCGAUCUCACGUCGAAAACCUGCGUCUCAACUACGUCUGGCACACGGAAUAGCAUCAGCAUUACAAUAACCGUAAAGCAUCCGGCUGUGUUUGUCUACUUGGAACUGCAGCUGCCCUAUCGGUAUAAGCUCUCCGAAAAUGGAUACAUGCAAACGACGCCCGUACAUGUGGUUCAUGCGACAAUCGAGACGUCCUCUUGUAUUCGUAUCUGGCGCAAGUCCUACUUCAAUAUCUGGACCGUAAAUGAAUUCAUGCCAUAGCGCGGCAAAUUUCCAUUUUAAAUUUUAAUGCAACAUUUAUAAAUAUCUUAUCAGGUAAACAAAGCAAUAAAUAUAAUAGAUAUGUUAUAAGUACA